Micromonas commoda is the source of this 1209-nucleotide messenger RNA. RefSeq lists its product with no specific name. The record is from RefSeq and is a predicted model, not a curated record. NCBI's taxonomy places the organism in Eukaryota, Viridiplantae, Chlorophyta, Mamiellophyceae, Mamiellales, Mamiellaceae. Bases 9 to 1172 code for a protein of 387 amino acids. The transcript has a single exon.
CGUUCGCCAUGUACUACGCCGCGGAGCAGCCAACGGACGACGAGAUGGUCCCAGACAGGACCAUCCCAGGGAGUUGGGCAAUCAACGCGGCCGAGUACAAGCCCGGCGCGCGUCACACGUUGGUCGUCACGAUACCCGACCCCGGCGAGUUCCUCAUCACCGCCACCGCCGGCAUCUUCCGCGAGCUCGGGUCCCACGACGACGGCAGGACAAACUACGGAGCCGGCACCGGCUGCGGCGGCGCGCGGUACAACCUUCGAGAGAGCUGGCGCACCACGCUGCUCGUGUGGACCGCCCCGGAGACGGCGGAGACGGUCAGUUUCAAGGUGACCACCGCGACGGGUAAGCACGGCGGGUUCCGGAACAACGCGGCCAGUUUCGUGGCGAACGAGAACCUCCCGCCGCGCGGGUCGACCCCGGCGGGCGCUCCCCCCGGGCCGCCCGCGUCGGGCUCGGCGUCGGUGGACGGCGACGAGGGGAUGAACGGUAAGUUCGUGGCGCACGGGUGGUUCAUGGCCGCGGCGUGGGCGGUCAUGAUCCCGUUCGGUAUCUUCUCCGCGAGGUACGCGAGAUCCCCGCCCGGGGCGCCGCCCUCGAGGAGCGACGCGGUGGAGACGAUUCGCCGGGGGUGGUUCAAGUUGCACGUCUGGCUCAACUCGAUCGGCCUGGUAUUGGCGCUCAUCGGCGGCUUGCUCUCCUACUCCGCCGUGGAGGAGGAGCUCGGGGACGGCAUGCACCUCCGAUCGGCGCACGCGUACUGGGGCGCGGCGACGCUGCUGCUGGGUAUCAACCAGCCCCUCAACGCGUUCACCCGGCCGCCCGCUCCGGGCCCCGGCGAGGACAAGUCGAAGGAGCGCCGUCGGUGGGAGAAGGUGCACCGGUUCCUGGCGUGGGCCGCGCUCAUGCUGUCCAUCGUCGCGAUGGACACCGGGACGGAGGCGGCGAUGAACGUUUGGGGCGCGCCGAAGGGUGGCAAGGCUGCAAACUCGGCGUACAUCGCGUGGGUGUGGAUGGUUCUCCUGGCGACGUGUAUAGCGGAGGUGUUUCGGUGGCGCGAGCGGCAGAGGUUGGGGAUACCCAUGUGGGGCGACGCGGAAGGGCGGACGAUGAACAGGAAUUUCGUCGAGCUAUCGGAGAUCGAGGACGAGCCCGAGCGCGCGGGCCCCAGGUAGCCGUGUAGUCUUGGAGAGAUGAACCGACGGUGUCGCC